UGUUUUGGACAUCUAAAAUGUCUCCCAGUUCCGGUAUUAAAUAUUCUUUUUUUUUUUUUUUUUAUUGAUCUUUGAGAGGGUGUACUUGCAUUAUCAGAAUGUUACUUGGAAAUGGUCCCAAAACAACAUUAUAUUUUAUUGCAAUAAUGUCUAGGACAAUUUAUCAUCCAGUAAAAUUUGCUAUUAAGACAGGCCUAUCUAUUAUUUAAUGAUAGUUUGCAGCAAAAGUUGCUUGUUGACUCUUAAAUAAAAAGACUUCUAGGUUACAAACUUGCUGUUAGCCUCCAAACUAACCCCUGUGUUUACAUGUUAGCACUGAGCUACAGCUGCACACGCCUUAUGCCCAAGCACUUUUGGUAUGCAUCUCUUUUUUUUUCUUUUUUUUUUUACUGAAAAAGGCCAAAUACUACUAGGACAGAUUAUUUAUAGUUAUUUAGACUCAAUGCAUGGGAUAAAAAAAAAAGAAUCCCCCUCUACUAUCUUUGUGCACAGACCAUAUAUGGAUCACCCAAAUUUAGAGCAAUCAUCUUCCAUUUCUGCUGGAGAUAGACACUGUAGCCUCCUCUCCACUAACCCCCUUGAUAAGCAGGUAAAGACGAUGGACGUAUGUAUGUUCACCUAAUCAGAAAACCUUACUCCUUUCUCUGAGCGUGUAGAGAAAUCGAGGUGUUACCAGGCAGGAAGUCUGCAGUAAGUUUUCCCUCCACACCCUCUGAGCAAGUUGGAGAAACAAUAGUUUCUUAGAUCACACCCAACUUCGCUGGUGGGGGCGGGGGGUGUGUGUGUGAAAAAAAUACAUCCAAUAGGUGUGGGCCAGAAAAAUAAAUAUACAUCAGGAACAUACAGUUCACAAAAAUCUGAUCCCCUGGGAUUUCUAAUAAUAAUAAUAAUAAUAAUAAUAAUAAUAGAGAUGAACAAAGAGCCAGCGCACGCACGUGAACCGUCUACUACGCCGUUUUAUGUGUCUGUGUAGUGGAGCGCAGAGCUUCUCUGGAAUGAGGAGCAGUAAAUUAGCAGCAGGAGCAGAAAGCAGGACAGACAUUCGAUCAGCCAGCUUCACCCUGCCCCCCACCUCCUAACACACAGAUUCACUCUAGAAAGCCGGAGCGCAUGAUGCUCCUGGUCUUUACUUCACUUUUUUCCCCCCUUUUAUUUCUUAACUCUUGUUCCUUGCCGUCAGUCGGUCUAAUCUGUCUGAAUCACACGCUCUUGUCACAUGCUGCUUCCCUUUCUUCCUGCUCUGACUCUGAUUCCUCUGUUUCCUGAUGACGACGCACAACGCGCCAGUGACGAUGCGGUGAGCUGCGCUGUGAUGCUGGAAGUCCUCCACGCUCUGGCCAACCAGUCCACUCCUCUCCACCACGGCGUAGUCUUCCUCUUCAACGGAGCCGAGGAAAAUGUCCUGCAGGCCAGUCAUGGUUUUAUUACCCAGCAUCCCUGGGCCAAGCAAGUUCGUGCUUUCAUUAACUUGGAGGCUGCAGGCGUUGGCGGCAAGGAAGUCGUUUUCCAGACAGGGCCGGAGAACCCGUGGCUCGUCCAGGCUUACGUUCAUGCGGCCAAACACCCCUUCGCCUCGGUGGUCGGCCAGGAGGUUUUUCAGAGCGGCGUCAUUCCCUCUGACACAGACUUCCGCAUUUAUAGGGACUUCGGAAACAUCCCAGGCAUCGAUCUUGCGUUCAUUGAAAACGGUUUUAUCUAUCACACCAAAUAUGACACGGCCAACAGAAUACUGACAGACUCCAUCCAGAGAGCCGGUGACAACAUCUUGGCUGUUUUGAAGCACCUGGUAACGUCAGAGAAGCUGGCAGACUCCUCAGAGUAUCGCCAUGGGAACAUGGUGUUUUUUGACCUGCUGGGGGUGAUUGCCGUUGCCUAUCCGGCUCGCGUUGGCACCAUCAUCAACUACAUGGUUGCCGCAGCCACCUUCCUGUAUCUAGCCAAGAAGGCGUCUCUGCCCGGCAAUCGAGGUGGGCGUUAUGUUCGGGACCUGGCCUGUGCCACGGGCGUAGCGGUGCUGGGCUGGUUCGUCACUCUGCUGUCGGUGCUCAUUGUUGCCCUUCUGGUCACUCUGCUGGGACGCUCCAUGUUUUGGUACACUCACUUUUAUGCUGCCAUCUGCCUGUAUGGAGCUGCAGCCACCGGGAAAAUGAUUCUCAUCCACACACUGGCCAAAAACCUGUACUACGGAGGCGUCCGUCUGGUGGAGCUGGGCGAUCUGUAUUUUGACGUGAGCUUGCUGCUCUGGUGCUGCAGCCUGGUGUGGCUCACCCAGCGGGGUUUGUGUUCAGCCUACGUUCCCAUGCUGAUGGUGGCCUUCCCCCUGGUCACCAGGCUUCUGCUGACAAAGGAAUUUAAACACAGAGGAGCAUCACUGAAGUACAGCGGCCUGUAUCUUUUGGGCCUGGCGCUUCCCUAUGUCCACUUCAUGUUCCUCUUCUGGGUGGUGUUUGAGAUUUUCACCCCCAUCAUGGGCCGCAGCGGCACAGAGAUCCCCCCUGAGGUGGUGAUGGCCUCUUUGGUCACUUUGACAAUCGUCUUCCUCUCCUCUUACUUUCUGCAUUUUGUGUAUUUGGUGAGGAGCACUAAGUGGAUCCUGGCGGCUCUGGGCUCGGUGUUCGUCGUCAUGUUCCUGUUGGUGUCGGCCGGCCUCUUCUUUCCUUACUCCGGGAAUCCAAACAGCCCACGGCCAAAGAGGAUAUUCCUGCAGCAUACGACCCGGACCUUCCACAACCUGCAGGGCCGGGUGGAGAGCAGAGACUCUGGCAUCUGGAUCAACAGCUUCGACUUCACCGCAGUGCAGCACAUCACGCCUCAGAUCCCCGAGAUCAACGACAGCAUCCGGACCCGCUGCCGAGAGGACCGUCCCUUCUGCGGUUACCCCUGGUUCCUGCCUGUGAAGUUCCUCAGCAGGAAGAACUGGUACCUUCCCGCCCCGGAAGUGUCUCCUGGCUCUCCGGUGGACUUCAGCCUCACGUCCAAGGAGGAGACGAGCUGGGGAACUGUCAAGAUGACAUUCAGCGUCAAAGGGCCCAGCCACAUGUCUCUGUAUCUGAUGCCUCACAGAGGAGCCAGUCUGUCCACCUGGUCUCUCGGUGACGGGACGCCUCAGUUUGACCUCAACGGAGAAUACUUUGUCUUUUAUUCCCACGGCCUCGAUGCCGCUCCGUGGACCUUUUGGUUUGAAAUACAGCCCCCGACAGAACCAGAUCCAGCCGGCCCCGAGGGGAUGAUCUCCGUUGCCAUAUCGACGCACUACUUCUUCGGCGAAGACCGACGGACUGCUCAGCUGGAGGAAAUCCUCCGGAAGUUUCCCACCUGGGCUUUUCCCUCCUCCUGGGUCAGUACCUACGACAUGUACCGGUACUGAGGACUUCGCUGCUACGACAGAGGAGCGGCGACGGCCCACUGAGACAGCUCAGAGAACCAAUCUGCUGCCUUUUACACUAAUACCCGCGCUGCGUGCCGCCCCGCCUGAGAGAGAGAGAGAGAGAGCGAAACCUCCAUCACUGUGUCAGCGGGCUGAGCAGCUGACUGACCAUCAUCGGCGCUCAGGCCACCACAAGCCUUGUGCUCUCUACUGGGUUAGUGAAAAAAAAGGAGACUUAAGUUUGAUUUUUUUUUUUUUUUGUACUCAGCUGUGCCUUUGAUUUCCACACUCUCACUCUUCCUCCCUCACAUUUCGUCCCUCCCACACGCAAGCGCCGAUUCACGCCGCACGUGUAAGUCGCUCCGUUUACCAGCAAACCUUCAGGGCUGCCGUCACACUAAACGUGCCUCUGGAUCGGCUGCAGACGUCUGUACCGUCCUGACGGGGGAGACGCGAACCCGCUCUUGUGUCGUCUCCUUUUUAUAAAAAAGUGAAAAAAGCAAGCAAAAACAAAAUGGAACUAAUCGUGCACUCAGUCAGAUAUAUGUUGCAAAUCCCGACGACUAACCAUGAAACUGCUUGUUGUUCCUUCCUGUCCUGCAGAUUUGAAGCAAACAACAUCCACGGGUUUAAAUGAGAGAUGCUAAUGUCUGCUCAAGCUGUUAAAAAGGCAGCAAAAUCAUAAAGAGCUGACCGAGGUGUGAGUGUUUCUAAAAGCUCAAGAGAAAAGAUAUUCAGAUGCUGGCUUUGGCAGAGUAAGAAAGAGAUGGAGAGAAUCCCGUCUUUGUUUUGUUUUCUUUUAAAAUCUAUCCCUUGAGUCUUUCAGUAACAAAGCUCUCCUGUUCUGUUCCACACCGAAGUGAUGCUUACUGACAUUUCGUCUUGCUUUAACGUUACUUUUCUUAAAGCUGAUUAGCCUUCAUGGGGUCUGCAGCAGCUCCACAGUGAUUUUCUUUCCCUUAACUGGAUUUGUUUUGGUCCACUUGAUUGUUCUCUCGUCUCUUUGUGGCUCCAAAUGAAUCAAAGCAAUGAGGAGGUUAUGUGUAUUAGUUAUAAUCUAAUUAAGUUCUUUACUAGAACGGCAAAAGUUCAGUGAGUUUAAUACAAAUUUGCACUUUUGAUUAGGAAACACUACAGCAAAAAACAUUCUUUGUUUUAAUUUCAUUACCUUUUGCUCCUCACAUUAGUGGACCGCUAUUUUACCACAAUCUGUUCACUAAUUUUUUUAGAUUUUUAUGGGUUGUGACUUUUAAUAAGUAGCUCCAAAGUUAUUCAAGGUAAAGAAAAAAAAUCAUUACAGCAAAUUUUUCCCUGAAAUUAAGAAACUAAAUUAUAUUUUCAUUUUAUCUUUCUAAUAAUGGCCGAAUAUUUUAUGGAACAAAUAUAAUUCAGCGUAAUUGUUAGAUCGGAUCUGAUGCAUUUAGUUAAAAAUCCAUGAACGUUAUAUGAUUUGUCAUACAAUAUUUGACAUUUCUUUGUCACACACAUUCGUUCUUUUUGCCGGGAAAGAUCUACAGGAUGUUUUUUGUCGACUUGUCGACCGUAAACAUUCCCAUGCAAGUCUUAAAUCCUGUUGUUAAUUUAAAAUAACCUGCCGUGUGACCGGACAAUAACUAAACUUUUGAGGACACGAGGAGCGCGUGUGAAUGUAAAAACAAAAAUCCACCGGUGCUGCUACAGGAAGCCUGUACGAUGUUUGGUGUUUAAGUUGUUUCUGUUUUAUCUAAACGUGGAGGAUCGUCUGUCUGAACAACGGCCCAGCUGCCAACGGCCGCUUUAACCUUGAGACGCAGCGAUCAACACCGUUAAGUUAUUGAACCCGUUCUUACACUGAAUGUUGAUGUUUAGCUGAUGAUUUUGUAGAGUUGCAAACUGAAAUGAUCUGAAUCUCAUCAGUCCUGCAUUCAGAGACGUCAUGCACUGAUGUGUUGCCUCCACCUUUAGUGUAACUGAGGCGGGCUCAAGUUGAAACUUUGGGGAAAUGUGAUUUAUGUUUGUUCAAUCGUGCAGAAUAGAUGACGGGACAGAAGGAGGCCUUACGUUUUCACGUGUUCACGUUGAAGUUGUUUCUACACUUCUGCCUGCAAUGCAUAACAUUCUGCAGCAGGUGGAGUUUGUUCUAUUAGUUGAGGAGUGGAAACAACAAAUUAAUACAUUUUGAUGGUUUAUAGAAACGUAGUGAGACGUGCUUGAAAGUUUUACCCAGCUGCUCUGGAACAGCUGAAGCUCUGUUCUUCCCCUCAUCAUGACAAAGUCCUGACACAUACUAACAAACUGUAUUUCAGUUUGUUUUUUGUUUAAUGAAGUCUUCAUUUUUCUUGCUGUGACCUGAUAGUACAGCGUAAUUAUUCUGUUAAUUCCAAAAACAGGAAGUGGGCGCACAAGCUUGGGUUUCCAGAAGCGCUGGUGUAAAGUUUGGGAUGAUUUUCCAGCUGCAACGCGGAGCUGUGCCCAAUUUUCAACGAUCUAACCCAAACUGUCCUCUUCAGAUGAAGGGGAAUUGGCUAAAAGAAAGUGGAAGCCUCUGGAACGUCAGUGUCUUAAAGUUUAAACAAGUUGAACAUUAGCAUAGAAUAAGACAAGAAAGGUCGCGCUUCAAAGGCUCCUUUCUUUGCACCAUUCUGCCAUGAUGCCGCCGCCGCCGCCAUUAUCCUAAACACACAUUGAAACUGAUUUCAGGCCCCACAUGGGCAGAGGUGAUGCUGUUUAACUGAGAUUCACUAUUUCAUAUGUGAAGAGUAUUGAAAAGACAAACAGUUGUAUGUUGUGUAAUCAGGCCACUUUGUAGGAAAAGCAAACUAAAAUAGACAAUUUUAAUACCCUAAUGAGGUUACAACUUUCUCCUUAUGACCAUCUAUUGUGUUAAAGUUAGACGCCACGUGUGAUGUCGGUAGACUUAAAAGGCAAACGUGGACUAAUUUAAUUAACAGUUUAAGUCCAUGUGCAGUGUUAAAGGAAAAAAAAAUAUACGGAAAGUAAAUAUUUUUCUAGAUCUAGUUGAGAUUUGAAAGCAUAAAUAAGCCUAAAUAAACCAUUCCUUUAUUUUCUGUGAACAUAUUCAGAGGUCCAGAGUAUUUCAAGAUGUUUUGACGUUAAUGUUGGACGUGAAAGUUGUGAGAUGAUUCGUCCUCCUCCUCCGGUGCUGCUGAUGCUCCCACCGUUUGACCACAGCUGCUCACACGCCUUGUGCAAGACGAAUAAAAAGGUUUCCUGGAGAAAUUGAACUUUAAAAUUAAGAGCCGGUGAGGUAAUAAAACUGACCAAACACCGAGUCUGUGUGUGUUGUGUCCUGCAGCAGCCUCACACUUGGAUGUAGCUUUAUUGUAUGGGGUUGAGAAAUCAACUGCACUCACUGAAAUGUCUUAAAGACCUUUUUUUGUUUGUUUUUGUUACCUAAACUGUUGGCUCAUGUUUUUGUAAAUGUUCUGAACGUUAACAGGAAGGUGGGUCAUUUUCAUCACCAAUAAGACAAAUGUUAGUCUUAUCAGAGGGGGUGAUGUCGUUUUGUGGGACUGAUCUGGGUUUCUAUUAAGAAGAGAUUUUACAAUAUGCAAAAUGGUUGAACUAAAGUAGCACUUGUACAGAAAUUAAAAUGCUUCUAACUUUG
Poecilia latipinna (sailfin molly) is the source of this 6974-nucleotide messenger RNA. It is a transcript of the gene ermp1, whose product is annotated as endoplasmic reticulum metallopeptidase 1. NCBI's taxonomy places the organism in Eukaryota, Metazoa, Chordata, Actinopteri, Cyprinodontiformes, Poeciliidae. The record is from RefSeq and is a predicted model, not a curated record. Gene Ontology annotation, molecular function: metalloexopeptidase activity. Gene Ontology annotation, biological process: proteolysis. The transcript has 14 exons. The coding region runs from base 1217 to 3367 and encodes 716 amino acids.